GGUUAGCGAGUCGCGAGGCUGAGGUUGACGAGAAAAUAAGCGGAAAAACAACAUCAAAAUAAAACGAGUCUGCAGCGCACGGAGACCUUCAAGAUACGCCGACGGAACUCUCGCAACAACGGGGAGCAAUUAAGUACCUUCGAGUGCAAGGUUGGGAGUGCUGAACGGCGUUUUUUUCCGUGUGGGAUACUCGAACGGCGGAUCGCGGGCGAGCGGGAGACGGGCGCCGUCGUUGCUCGCAUGUUCCUGGGCGCGUGUCCACUCGAGGGCGAGGCCUCACAUGGCAGCGGCCGCGUUUGGCUGGAGUAGUGGAGCGGAUACAGUGUAGUGCUGCCUGGAGCCGACUUUUUAAGGAAAUAAUUGCUACAGUAUUUUGGAUUUAAACCUCACCCCAGUGAAGACAACCAUGGAAUCGACGGUGGAUGACGAUGCAAUGGAAGCGUGAGGGCGUGAAUGAGGUUUGGCGUGGCGAUAGCUAAACGAUGCCCAAAGGUGGGGGUUUUAAAACGCCCCAGCUGGAGGACUUCCCGCUCAACACCGAUAUGGUGGAGAAGCAGACUGGCAAAAAGGAUAAAGUCUCUUCAAACAAGACUCCCAAAUUAGACCGAAGCGAUGGAAUUAAAGAGAUGAAAGAAAAGGCUCCGAAGAGGAAGCUGCCUUUUACUGUUGGAGCCAAUGGAGACCAGAAGGAUUCUGACUCAGAGAGGCAAGGCCCAGAGCGAAAGCGGAUCAAGAAGGAGCCCACCAACACGAGGAAGUCGGGCUUGCCUUUUGGUAUGGGCCUACCCGGUCUCCGGGCUGGAUACCCCCUGUCAGAGCGACAGCAGGUGGCCCUCCUCAUGCAGAUGACGGCAGAGGAGUCUGUAAACAGUCCAGGUGUGCAAGACACGACACCAAAGCACCAGUCCCAGUCAAGUCUUGGCCAGAAGGGAACACCCAACUCUGCCUCGAAAACCAAAGAUAAAGUGAACAAACGCAACGAGAGGGGCGAGACACGACUUCAUCGGGCUGCUAUCCGUGGUGAGGCACGGCGCAUCAAGGAGCUCAUCAAUGAGGGCGCAGACGUGAAUGUGAAAGACUUUGCGGGCUGGACCGCACUGCACGAGGCGUGCAACCGGGGUUAUUACGACGUGGCUAAGCAGCUGCUGGCAGCCGGGGCAGAGGUCAACACCAAGGGUCUGGAUGAUGACACUCCGCUGCAUGACGCAUCCAAUAACGGGCACUUCAAGGUGGUGAAGUUGCUAUUGCGAUAUGGAGCAGAUCCUCGCCAAAGCAACAGGAGGGGAGAAACACCAUUGAAAGUAGCCAACUCCCCUACCAUGGUAAACUUGUUGCUUGGUAAAGGCACUUACACUUCUAGCGAGGAGAGCUCUUCAGAUUCCUCAGAGGAGGAAGAUGCACCAUCAUUUGCCCCAUCAAGUUCUGUUGAUGGCAAUAACACGGACUCUGAGUUUGAGAAGGGCCUGAAGCUGAAAGGGAAGAACCUCGACCCGCCGAAAACCACAGUAACACCAGUGAAGGACGAAUAUGAAUUUGAUGAGGAUGAUGAGGAGGAGCGGGUCCCUCCUGUCGAUGACAAGCAUCUCCUCAAAAAAGAGUUCCGCAAGGACCCCAUGGGCAAACCAAACAGCUUCAUUUCCAUCCCCAAAAUGGAGGUCAAGACAUAUUCCAAAAGCAACUCACUGACACCAAAGAAGACUGCACGCCGCAUCAUUUCUGACACCAACAGCUCAGAUGAGGACGACCGAACUUUUUCACCGUCUCCUGCAGUUAGGCAGCCUGCAGCAGUAGCAAAGAACCGAGAGUCCAGCACUCUGACCUCCAAACAACUGAAAGAAAAGAAUAAAGUUAAAAAGAAGAGGAAGAAGGAAAGUAAAAACAAUGCUAAUAAGGAGGUGCGGUUCAGUAAACUCAGCGAUAAAUUCUGCACCUCUGAGUCAGAGAGCGGGGACGAGGAGAGCGAAGAUGAUAAGGGCUCCCUGAAGAGCUCAAACUGUGUGAAGGACUCCAAUACGUUGAACCUUAAGGAAUCAUGUGUUUUCGGUUCUCUGUCUGCAUUAUCCUCCUCCCACAGCAGUCUAACAUCUCAAAAACUGACACAGUCUUUAGCAGAGCAACACCCUAAGCAAUGGAGAACGGACGGCUGGAAGACAGUGUCCUCCCCAAUGUGGUCCGACCUUAGCUCCUCCUCAGAUUCUGUCAGAACCAGGCUCUCAAGCGAGUCAGACUUCUCUUCAGCGGACUCCAGCAUAGAGUCUCUGAAACAUGUGAAAAAGAAAUCACAGGAGAAUAGGAAGAAGAAUAAUAUUCAUACAAACUCCACAGAAAAGAAGAGCUCAGAUUUUAUCAAGAACUCCAACUUAGACGGAACAGUCUCCAAGGCAGACAAAGAUGGUAAAGUUCUAAAAAAGCAUAAAGUUAAACACAAACACAAAAGCAAAGAGAAGGAGAAGGCUCCUAGCCUUGUACUGAACCAGGACAUGAAUGAAAAAUUUGUCAAGAGCUUUUCGUUUGAUUUUGAUGACACACGACAAAAGUCACUCAUCAUGGAGGCAGAGUCUCCUGCAGACAACAAAGUGAGGCUCUCUAAGCAUGACAAAGACCAUUUUAAAAGGGAAGACCGAUUGUAUAAGGGCAAGUCCGAAGAUAAGGAGUGGACUCCUGGAAAAGAGAUUGGCCGACCUAAAGAUGAGAAAUUUAAGAAAUCUAAAGAGUUUAAGGAGAAGACGAGCAAGGAGGAGAAGGAUAAAUCCCUCAAAAUGGAUAAAGAAAGAAAUCUUAAAGAAAAGAGUAAGGAGGAAAAGCAGAAGACCCACAAGGAUGAGAAAAGGAGGAAAUCCAAGGACAAACCCUUUAAAACAGAAAAAAAGACUGAACAAAUAGAAGAUAAAUAUUCUAAAUCUGAGAAGGAUAAGAGUGUAAAGGAGGAUCGGGAAAAAUCAAAAAAGGACAAGAUUCCAAAGGAAGAGCCUGAUUAUGAGGACUAUGAUAUCAAGGGACGGAUUUUAGAAGAUAGCAAGUUCAGUGCUUCUGAUGAUGACAAUGAUCACUGGGUCUCAGACCUUUCCUCUGAAUCAUCUCUCUAUGGAGAUGAUAGCUGGGAUGUCCCAGUGAAGGAGUACAAAGAAUACAAAACAAACAAUUCAGUCAGACUGAUUGUGGAGACAGUGAAAGAUGAAGGUCGGGAUCGAAGGAAGGAAAAUAAAGUGAAGGACAAAAAAACGGAACAUAGUGAAAAACGUCCAGACAGAGAUUCUACAUCCAAAAAGAAAGAUUUUUCAGACAAAGGGGGUGAAAAGAAAAAGGACUCUGAUAAAGUAAAACUGAAUUCAAGCUACUUGUCUGAAAAGGAGAAAAAGAGGAAAGAGUCUGCAGAGAGUGUCAAAGAAAAGAAAGAUGCUAUUGACAGCAGCAGGGAAAGAAAAGAUCCUUAUGAGUUUGCAAAAGAGAGGAAGGAUUCUAGGUUUAAACAAGAUGACACCUUAAGAGAUGAGUAUGGCAGUGAAAGUUUUUUCAAAGACAAAUCUGAGCUUGAGACUGUUGCUAGAUUAACAGAAGCUAGAGAGAGGAACUACUCUGGAAGAGAUAUGGAGAAAAAAGGGGAUGGUUUGGAAAGGGACAAGAAGGAUAAAUCAAAACCUGACAAACACAAGGAAAAACCUAAAGAAAAAGACAGAAAUGCUCAGGACUCAGAAAAGGGCAAAAUAGACAAAAGCGCAACUGAAAAACCUCCUAAAGAGAAAGACAUGGACCGAAGUUCCAAAGACAGGAAGGAAGCAAUGAAAGACAAACACAAAGACUCCCACAAUAAAGAUAAAGAGAGGAAAAUGUCUUCUGAGCAGAUGAAAGACAAGAAGGAGAAGACCUCCCUGGAAAGACACAGUGACAGGGAUAAGGACUUUCUGGAGGUAAAGAAGGAAGAGAGAAAACCAGAGAAGGUGAGAGAAAAGUCCUGGUACAAUAUUGAUGAUAUUUUCACAGAUGAGAGUGAAGAUGAAGAUCAUUACAAUGGAUGUCUUAUAGCAGAUGUCCACAGAAAAGAUCAUACACCUGACAGGGAUGACAUGGAAAUUUUCCAAACUGAGAAACAUCGAAAGUACUCUGCAGAAGGGAAGCAACAUUCCUUAGACAAGCAUAAAGAAAAGGAGGGUAAAGAGAAGAAAAAAUUGUCAUCUGAUGGUUGGAAAGAGAAAAAGCCUUCUUUUGAGAAACAUAAAGAUAAAAAGGACUCUCUUGAUGUAAGACAUAAGGAUCGCAAGGAUCGUAUUUCCCUUGACUCCACCCAGGACAAGAAAAACAAACAAAAGUUGCUGGACAAGAGGCAUUCAAGUGAAGAAAAGCUUAAGGGCAGGUACAAGGAUAAGCUUGAGAAAGAGCAUCUGAAGGACAGAAAACCGUCGAAGGGAAGUGGUGAGAAUGAGAAAUCCCUUCUAGAGAAACUGGAAGAAGAGGCUCUGAAUGACUACAGGGACGACUCCAAUGAUAAAAUCAGUGAGAUAUCAUCGGACAGUUUUACAGACCGUGGCCAUGAGCCGAUUCUCAGCGCCUUCUAUGAUUCCUCCAACAUUAGCCUGCCAGACACUGCUGAAGAGAGGAGGGACUUGCUUUCUAUUUCUUACCCACAGGAUAAGUUCCGUGAGAAAGAAAGACACAGGCAUUCAUCAUCGUCAUCUUCCAAAAAGAGCCACGAUAAGGAAAAAGACAAAGUCAGAAAGGAUAAGACUGACAAGCGCGAUAAGUCUGAGGAGAGCAAGGAUUCUUACAGGCGGAGAGAAAGUCUGCCCUUUGAAAAGGAGCCCAUGCCUUUGGAAGCCGACCCAUAUACCUUUACCUAUGGGGCCAAGCCAGAUGGCGAGGAUGAUUUAGAUAGAACACUGGAGUUUGAGAAAGAAAUGAAUAAGAAGUCUGAGAAAGACAAAGCUAUCAGUACUGUUACCAGUGAGAAAGUCAAAGACAAAAAGAAGAAAGACAAACAUAAGGAGAAAGCAAAAGAGGAGAAGCACAAAUACACAGACAGCUUUAUUUCUUUAAAACACUCAAAAGAAGAGCAGAAAUCCGGAUCUAAAGAGACCCCUCUGAUCCUUAGUUUAAAAGAGAAGUCAAAAGACGAUGGUCCAAAAUUUGAAACAAAAAUCAAGGAAAGAAGUAAAGAUGUAUUUGACAAAGAUGGGAGAACAGAUUACACAAAGUCAAAGCUAGAGAAUGACAAGGUUAAUCAAACAAGAGAUGCAACUCGGAAAGAUAGUCGUCCACGGGAGAAGUUAUUAGUCGAUGGUGAUCUCAGAUUGACCAGUUUUGGACAAAUGCUUAGUCAGAAGGACCAAGAAAUUGAAGAGCGUCAUAAAAGACAUAAGGAGAGAAUGAAACAGAUUGAAAAGCUGAGACAUAGAUCUGGGGAUCCUAAAUUAAAAGACAAAACCAAAUCCAGUGAAGAUUUACGCAAGAACCGCACAGAGUCAUCAGCUAAAAAAUCUAAUUCCUUUGAAACGACAUUAAAGAAGGAAAAGCAGAAAGAUGUUGUCCUUCUGUCUCAAAUAAUGUCUCCUGAAAGGAAAUUGCAAUCUGUGGACUGUCAGAAUUCAAAAGAUUGGCUGUCUGGACAUCCAGUGACUGAAAACCUCCCUGCCUCCCCGAGACCAGAUCAGAACAGGCCUACUGGUGUUCCCACUCCCGCAUCUGUGAUCUCAUGUCCCAGUUAUGAAGAAGUCAUGCAAACACCUCGCACUCCUUCCUGCAGUGCAGAGGACUAUCCUGAUCUCAUGUUUGAUAGCAUAGACUGUCAGAGUUCAUCUGCUAUGACUAUGUCUAUGAAUGCCUGCUCGCCAUCCUUCUUUGACAGAUAUUCAACUUCUUCACAUAGCAUUCAAGAAAAUGGCUGUCUAACUCCAGCAAAAAACCUUCAGAUGCCUACUCUUAGUUCAGUUUCACUUGAUGUCAGAAGACCUUUGGAAGAUGAGUUUAAAGUGGACUCUAAUUUCAUUCAGCAAGAGAGUGUACCUGACUCAGAUUUGGGACCUAUUGCACCUCGCCCUCCAGAGGAUAAGAUGGUUUCAGUUGACAGGCUUGAAUGCCUGUCUCCUCCUGGAUUUUCACCUGAUGCUGGAAUGCCAUCACCAACGCUAGAGCCAGCUGAGCCCGCCUCAGCUGCUGUAACCUCAACAGCUAGAAGUGAUCACCUUCCUGAAAGUAUUUAUGGUAAUCUUUUACUGAAGCCAUCAACUCCAGUGCACAGACCUGAUCCUCAGGAGCCAUGUGUAGACAUUGCAGCUCCUCCUACUCCUGCCCCAGCUGCUCUCCCACCUCUGGACAUAGAUGGAUUCGUGGAGCAUCACGAUUCAAUGUCUCCAUCACUGCACAGUGAGCCCAAUCUAGUUCCCUCAGAUCCUGUUGGAGGAAGUAAUUUUUUGACAAUGACUGUAGCGAUACAAGAUGAGGAACCUGAAUAUGAAGUUGAUGAUGAGGAGGAGGAAGAUAAUGUUCAGGAGUCAGAAAGUGAGAGCCAUGUAGACAAAGAGGUGGAGUUUGAAAGAGAUGGCUGUUCUUUUGUUCCAUCCAUUGCAGAGAAUAUAAAAAGGGAUUGGCCUGAAUCCCCAGAGAGAGUACAGUCUGAGGAUGUGCCUCUGACUCCCAGUCGUCCUUCUGGAGGCAGCAUGGAAAAUUCCAAUGAUCACCCUGUCAGCUGGACUGUUAAUCCGGAGAUGCUCUUGAAAUCACCUCAAAGGAGUUUUGUGGAGUUAACAUUGCCCUCCAAGAUCAUUCCUGGAACACCAGAAGACAGCCUGCAGCAGCAUCUUUCCAUGACAGUGCCUCACCCCCCAUCAGCAACUCCACCUUACUUCCCCAGACCGUACUGUCCUCCACACAACCCCGAGUCUGAUUAUGAGACUCAAAGGGAUACAGUAGAUGAAAUGCUUAAGCCAUCACUUGAGGCUGAAUCAAAUUUCAUAACCCCUUGCACAAGACUGGAGUCUUUUUUCCCUGACUGUAAAUCCACCCCUGAAGAGAGUGGUGUAACCUCAGAACCUCAGUGCCUGACAGAAGGCACUCGUCAGGAUUAUGAAGUUGAGAACACAGCACCAUCUGUCAGACAGGAGCCGGUGGUGCCAUGGGCAGACCCCUUUCCUACUGCAGUGGAUGACUUGGAUUAUUUGGGACCUUUCUCCUUGCCAGAUUUGCCCUUACAAGACAAAGAAAUGCAAGAGCCUACCAUCUCAGAUUCAGAGGUUAUGGAUUACAAACAUCAUCCUGCCCAUGCUGCAUCUCCCACUAAUGUAGUUAAAGAUGAUCCUGAAUCAAUACCGUUGGACUUGCCAGUUGAAUCCGAAACGCCCAGUUCUCCUGCUGUUGUACCACUGAGUGAACCUGUACAGAAACCAGUUAAAACCUCAGAAGACUGCGAUCGGUCAGAACAUGAACUGGAACCAGAACCCCAGAAAGUUCCAGAGGACGAUUCUGUGGAAGCUGCUUUUUCAAAAGUUGAUGAUUUGGUAGAUGAAAGAAGUGAAAACCAUGCAAGUUUGCAGCAAGCUUCCACAGAGGUAAAUGAUCAUGUAGAGCAUUCAUUGUCAAACUCAACAGUGAAAGAGCCUAGUUCUCCUGCUGUUCCACCAUGCUCUGAGUCAGUAACCGCUUGUGACAUUGACAACAGUCAAGAAACUCCAUCUAUCACAAGUCACUCUCAGAGCAGUCCAAUCCAUGCUGUCCCUGUGUCAUCAGUUGUCCCACAGUCAAGCCCAGUUUCAGUGUCAAGGCUCCAUGAGACUGCUCCUAAAACAUCUGUUUCUGCAACUGCUGCUGAAGUUGCCAAGAAGGUGGAGGAGGUACCGCUGAGAAUGACAAGGAACCGUGCUCAGAUGCUGGCCAAUCAGAGCAAGCAGAACAACUCUGCCCCCACCUCCAGUGUGACAUCAUCUGGCCCAGGUCUGAGCAAUACCAGCACUUCCUCUACCACCACCAUAACCCCUUCUACCCCUGCAGAGAAAGAGAAGGAAAACUCUGUCACCACUGCUCCCAGCUCCAACACUGCUGCCCCAUCCAUUGUCAGUAAGACCAAAGGCCGCCCUGUGGAGGAGGAUGAUGCCCAGACGCAACAUCCACGCAAGAGGAAGUUCCCUAAGGCUGGCCCCCAGCAGGUGCAAGUCCAGUUGGUCAAUACAGCUAUGCAGCAGACAAGAGAGAUGAUCCAGCAAACGUUGGCCGUCAUCGUGAAUGCCAUCAAGCUGGAUGACAUUGAGCCCUACCACAGUGAUCGUUCCAACCCCUACUUUGAGUAUCUGCAGAUACGGAAGAAGAUUGAGGAGAAAAGGAAGAUCCUGUGCUACAUCACUCCCCAAGCCCCUCAGUGUUAUGCUGAAUACGUCACCUACACAGGUUCCUAUCUGCUGGAUGGCAAACCCCUCAGCAAAUUACACAUCCCUGUUAUUGCUCCACCACCAUCUUUAUCAGAACCCCUGAAAGAGCUGUUCAGACAGCAGGAGGCAGUCAGGGGAAAGUUGAGGCUUCAGCAUAGCAUUGAGCGGGAGAAGCUGAUAGUGUCAUGCGAACAGGAAGUUCUACGGGUACACUGCAGAGCAGCAAGGACGAUAGCCAACCAGGCUGUCCCCUUUAGUGCCUGCACCAUGCUUUUGGAUUUGGAAGUGUACAACAUGCCUUCUGAGACUCAGGGCGAUGAGAAUAAGUCUGUGAGAGACCGCUUCAAUGCCCGUCAGUUUAUUUCCUGGAUUCAGGAUGUAGAUGACAAGUACGACCGCAUGAAGACGUGUUUAUUAAUGAGACAGCAGCACGAGGCUGCAGCCCUUAACGCAGUGCAGAGGAUGGAGUGGCAACUCAAGGUGCAGGAGCUGGACCCAGCUGGACAUAAGUCUCUCUGUGUGAAUGAGGUCCCUUCCUUCUACGUGCCAAUGGUUGACGUCAAUGAUGACUUUGUGCUGUUGCCCGCAUGACAGGAAAAGGCUCUCAGCUGUGUCAUAUCACCAUUGAAAUUGACAUAAAAUAGAACGUAUAGUAAGGGCUAGCCGGUUUCAAAAGGAAAGUUAUUUUGCGAAAAUGUACAAAGGAAAAAUAACUUGCUAAUGAAUCCCUUCUGCAAGAGGAGGAAGCAUCUUUUUUACCAGGAAAAUUCAACUUGCACUUUCAUCCUUCAAAUUCUUAUGCUUUUGUUCAGAAAAAGCAAAACGGUUUUGUUUGGAGCUCACCCCUUUUGCUGAUGCUGGGAAAGAAAGUACAAGUGUUUUUUGUUCAUUUUUCAUUUUUUUGAACAAAAAGAUCAUGAUGACUGGGCAGAAUUUUCUGGUCACUGGAGAUCAGAACUAAUCAGAGGAGGAAAGGGGUAGCAAGAUGGACCUCGUGGAAAGGUAGAAGUAGGGGUGGAGAGGCUUAAAGAGCAAACCAGAUACUUCUCCUGCUUUCCAGACAGGGGACAGUGCACAUGGAGCCUCUCCGAGUGUUAGGUUCAGGGGAAUAUGUCCACCCCUAUAUCAGACCUCAGCUGACCUCCUGUGGGGUCAUGCAGGAGCAGCCUCGUGACUUUGCUGUGCAGGAGAGAGAGCAGCAGAGCAAGAGGAGGAGCUGCUGUUCAGGCCAGUGUCUCUGUGGAGGAAACCACAGCCUGCUGUUCAGGGCUGUAGCUUGACCUGGCAGGAAGAGAGUGGAAGCUGGAGGAUCCUGCAGAGGUCCAUCACCAUAGGUUGCAUGCAGGUUAGAUUGGCCUCUACUUUCACAAUGUUUUACACACCUGUCCAAUGCAAAUAAGUGCAUGAGGAGAAGAGGUGACAAGUGGACAAGACAAAAUGUUUUAGCGUCAAAUAAAUCUUUUUCUAUUUCUUUACUCGGGCAUUUCAUUGUUUCUCUUUCUGAGAAAGUGACUUGAAACACUACAGAGCCAAUAUUAGUUUAAAGGAAAAAUUAAAAUUUUAAAAAAUUGUAUCCCGUAAAUUCUGUACAGUUUUUAUAUACGUUAACCAAUGUAUUCUCGCUGCCUUCUAGAUAAUUUAUUUUGCAACACAUUACUGCACAGUUGUAAAUAACUUAUGUACUGUAACUUCACUCUCAGUUGUGUAAAAAAUAAUAAAGAAAAUUAUCUUUUUAUGUACAGUUCACAUUUGGGAAACAGUUUCCCUUAUAACAAUGGGCCAAAUGUGUACCCAUUUUCAGUAUUUUAAAGACAGGCUCCUGUGCGCAGUUGUGAAAGAUCCUCCACAUUCUGUCCAGACCUGGUCAAAAAAGUGGUUUGAACAGGUCAAGGUGCCCAUCAGGGUAGUGCGUAGCCACAUUUACAUCUCAAUGUGACCCCGUCAUUCACUUUUUAAAUAGUUUCUCAGAUGGCAAGAACUGCAUUAGAUGUAGUAGAAUGGUUUCUAAAUCUGUCCAGAGUUUGUAAUAUGCAUUAUGGUUUUAUUACAGAACCAUCAAGCUAAGAAGUAAAAAUUUUAACCAAGAAAAUGCCUUUUUAUUCACUGUUAAUUUAGUAAAAUAUUUAAGUAAAGUUAAAAUACAACAUAGUGUCAAAUAAGGCUUUUGUUUUUUGUCCGGUUGUAGAAAUAUCCAGGAAUCCACAAUGAAUGGUGUUAUACAUGUGUGACAAUUUUCAUUAUCAUGGCAUCUCUGAAUUUUAGUUUAUAUAUGUCAUUUUAGCACAGUGCAUAUUAUGGUUUAAAUUAUAGAUUAUUUCCAUUAAUUGGAAUACUGUAGCCCACUUAUUUUUUAUUCCCUACUUUAAUUGCCUCUUAUUGUAAAAUGUGUAGUAGAAAUAUUUAGGUGUAUUUUAGUUUGGAAUUUUAAGUGUUCGUGUAACCAAAUGAGUGGAGUGAGGUUUUAGUUCAUUUUCCCCCAGAUGUUGUUUUUAUUUGCAGUAUACAAGCAGUGAAAGAGUAAUAGCGUAGAAAAUACUACAUGUCCCUUUGUAAGCAAUAUGCAGAUCCCAUGUGCUUCUGCAAGUGGACAGUUCCUUGUAGUUUAAAAUGCCUGAUUUUUAAAGAAUGAACUAUCCACUUUCCAUUUUCUUUGCAUAGUCUAAAAGCCAGAGAACCUCUUGUACUUAAGUUUUUCUUCUGAUAGUCAGAAGGUGGCACUAUAGGAUAUUGGUGACCAAACUCAACAGGUUACACAGUUACUCAACAGUUGAGUAAAUUUUUGAGGUCCUUUUCAGGUGGUGUUUGUAUUUUAUAGAAGCCACACACUUUGAUUAUGGGGAACGAUUUGUUUGUUUAUGCUAAUAAAGUGUUAGUUUAGUGAAUAUUCAUAUAGAUGGUAUCCAGAACAGUUGUCUGCAUUAAUUGCAUACAUCUAAAAUUCCUUAAAUCACACACCCAACACUUAAGCUGUUGAACUGUGCGUUUUCUGCAAAGCUGCACAGAUGAAGAAUGACAUUUUUUUUAGCAGAAGAAUGACCAGUUUAGGUCAGUGAUGUCAGGAAGUUUCAUUUAAUUUAAUUUGUCACUUUCAUUUCAAUAUUAUUUUAAUACUGAGGACAUACGAGUCAGGUCCCUCUGAGUGCUGCAUUUUCACUUCCAUUUUAAGGCACAUUGUUUUUGGUACUCUUGAGUGCUUUGUCAUCUGUAGGUUUUCACAGAAUUUCUUAUCUAUACAAAUGCAAGAUAUCCCUGCACACAGUGAUAAAAUUUAAUAACAUAAUAGCAACACGCUCCUAAAAAGGUAAGACUUUUUUUAAAAAAAAAAAAAAUCCUUGUUUCAACAAUACAUUGUAACUCCCUUAUCCCAGACACAACUGUUACUUUUAUCCACUGGUAGCAUGCAAAUUUCUUACAGCCAGUGUCAUGGCAGCUUAUAGACCCAUAAUGUCAUACUCUCACAGAUACAUGUAAAUGCUUAGCUAAAAUUUACAUAUACUUAUUUGAAUCCCAGAUUAGACAUCAAAAUGAAACUUGCAUUUUCAGAAUUGGUUUAGACAGAAUCUCAUGUAAAUCUUUGUAUUUCUAAAUCCUUGCAUUCCCUAGUACUGGAUAAUAGUGUAGUUUUGUUUCUUUGCAAAGCAUAAACACUUAGCAUGUUGAAGUCAUUGCUUAUGAACAAAAUGUAUUGCGUCAAUAAGCCCUGUAUCCUUGCUGUUGUUUACCAGAAGUUGAGCGUCAGUUACAGCAGUAUCUUUGGCAUGAGUCCAGCCUAUUGUUUCUGCUCUGUCAAACUAAAAGGCUUGAAAUUGUGCAUGUCCAUUCUUGGUUUCUGUCAGUUACACCUCGCGCACCACUUGAAAUAUAGUUUGACAUCUGUGUGUCUUCACACUGCGUUGUGCUCCCUUUUUUAUUUACAAUAUCAUUUGUACUGCCUUGGGAACCGUUUCACCUUUCUUAUGACACCUGGCUGAUCAGUCCUUUGUGUUACGUUACUUCAUCCUUCAUUUAGGCCUCAGGUUUCACCAACAUUAAUACUUUUGAAACAUGCCUGUUUUCUUCUCAGGUUUUUAAAACACAGAGAAACUGCAUCUUAAUGUUGAAGCAUCUGGCGAGAGUCCAAAACACCUUACCCUCCACAGCUUAGAAGCACUUAGCACUGCACUCAUCUCUUGAUUUCACCUCUUCAGGUCACCAUACCAUACUUAUAGUUUUUCACACAGUUUAGGGUUGAACUGGAUCCCAAUUAUGUUUUGAACUGGAUCAACUAUUCAUUGCCGAAGUCACAGUUUCAAGCCUUUUCCUUUGUAUUGAUUUUGAUAUCCCCCAACAGUAUAUUAACCUAAAGUGGACAGUAGCUGUGUUAAAGGAUCAACAUCUUUAAGCAUGGAGAACUAAUCUUUAAAUGGUGAAAUGAUAACCUAUUUAUUAUCUUUCUGACACCUGUGGUAUGUUGGAGUCAGUCUCAGCUGUGUAAAUUUCCCUCUUGUAAUGCCUAAUCGAGACAUUGUACAUAGCUGUAAAUAUGUCCCAAAACAUUUUGCACCCUUCUCUUUGUACUGGUCUAAACUUCCGUAGAAUGUGGGGUUCUAACAGAAAUGAGAUGGGGCGCUCGCUGCCCGUGAUGUAACAAUGUAAUUUUUUUCCCUUUUUUUGUACAAUGUAGUUGAACUGUGUACAUAUUGUUGGAGCAGCUAUGGGCGGGGAGGGUGUGGGGUUUGUUGAUGCUGUCGUCAGUGCUGAAACACAGCCAGCACUGUCACCUUUAGCUGUAUCGAUUUACUGCAAAAACAAAAUGAAGAAAAAAAAGAAUUAAAAAAAAAAAAAAAAAAACUAAAUAGAAUUAAAAAAAUAAAACAAAUUAUUUUCUACAGUUGCAUGUACAGAGAGCGGGAGAAAUGCUGUUGUCCCUCAGAGAUUAUGUUCAUAAAUAAAUUUUAAAAAAUAUAUUUUGUGUGGAUUCUUCUCUUGUCCAGCAGUAUACCCAUAUCACUAUCA
This is a messenger RNA of Scleropages formosus (Asian bonytongue), 13346 nucleotides long. RefSeq names its product ankyrin repeat domain 11 (gene ankrd11). NCBI's taxonomy places the organism in Eukaryota, Metazoa, Chordata, Actinopteri, Osteoglossiformes, Osteoglossidae. The coding region runs from base 483 to 8942 and encodes 2819 amino acids. The transcript has 13 exons. Gene Ontology annotation, molecular function: protein binding. The record is from RefSeq and is a predicted model, not a curated record. Gene Ontology annotation, biological process: anatomical structure morphogenesis.